This is a messenger RNA of Gavia stellata (red-throated loon), 269 nucleotides long. RefSeq lists its product as uncharacterized. The record is from RefSeq and is a predicted model, not a curated record. The coding region runs from base 125 to 259 and encodes 44 amino acids. NCBI's taxonomy places the organism in Eukaryota, Metazoa, Chordata, Aves, Gaviiformes, Gaviidae. The transcript has 2 exons.
UCUGUAUGGUCCAUCCCCGCUCCGCCGCCGAACCCCCUCCGGCAGCUCCGCGGCCUCCAGCGCCUCCGCGUCCUCCUGGUUCUGCUCCUCCUGCCCCCGGCGGUGGCGCCCGCACCCCGGCUGUAUGAUCAGGCUACAGUCUUCAAUGAGUAACCAUAUUCCUCAGUUCUGUGGUGUUCUUGGUCACACAUUUAUGGAGUUUCUGAAGGGCAGUGGAGACUACUGCCAGGCACAGCACGACCUCUAUGCAGACAAGUGAACUGUAGAAA